UGAGUUAGUAAACUUCAACAGAAAACAAUGGUCGUUCAACAUGUUGAAGGGGACAUUUUUAAUAUUGUGUGCUUUAGCAGGAAUAUGCCGGGCAAGCUGGAAAAUUGGUGUGCUUUUUCAAACCGAUGAUUGGACAAACUUUAGCAUAACAGACAGUUAUGACUUACCUGGAACCUGUGAUCUAGAGUACACACGUUAUAACUUGAAUGGCUCAGACCCUGUCAUUGUGGGACAAACGGUUUACAAUAUAUCAGCAGAAGAUAUCCUUGGACUGAUAGCCUUUACCUCCUACUCCCUGACUCCAGUGGUGAGAGAAGUAGCAAACGUUCUAAACACCCCCCUGAUUAAUGUUGUCCAAGGUCAUUGUCCAAAGAUCAAUGAGGGUAUCCUGUUAUCCGCAAUUCCAAAUUGUCAUAUUCAAAAUUCGUUAUUUACCGACAUAGCACUGUACAUGAGGUGGCGGCGAGUUAAUAUCAUUUACGACUUCACUGGUGAAGUUUGCAUUCAAGACUUCGUCAAUCGCUUUAGUGUGCACAAUAUUUCAAGUAAAGCUGUUUUCUUGCGUGAUGGAAUUGAAAUAAAUCUUUCUCUUGUCACUGGUCAACGUUGGUUAAAGGAGGUCAUAUACGUAACCACAGACAAACAUACGGCGUUAGAGAUCGUCUCUGAGGCGAUGACAUUGGGGAUGUUCAAUAACAGCUAUUUCUGGGUUUUGAACCUGGAUCUUCAUGAUCUGUGGGACCGUGCUCUGUACAAACCGGUACAUAAUGGUUAUGUCCUAGUGGUGACCACUCAUCGUAAACACAAUCGAACGCAGAUAAUAGAUAACUUACUUUAUGAGGCUCUAUUAAUUUUUCAUCGUGGGUUAAAUUUGACCAAAGAAACCUGCCAUUCAAACGAGUCAGCAUCACUGGCCAGCGCCCUGUUGCAGUACCUGAAUUCAGUAGACUCUGUUAAUUCGUCAUUGUCAAAGGAUGGCCACUUUCGUGGAACUUCCGAACUCCGUGUCUACAGUACAGUCAGAAACUCAAGAACGCCAUUGCAAGAAGUUGGUGUAUAUACUCCAGGCAACGGUUUGCUUGUCUCUGACAAAAGUCUGUACAGAAACGUGUUUAAAGGCUUUGAUAACCGGACGCUAAGGGUUGUCUCUGUAGUGGGUGAACCAUUUCAAAUGAGAGUAGAGGAAGGCAAUGGAAGUUUUCACUUCUAUGGGUUCACCUACGACCUUCUGGACGAGUUUUCAAAAGAAUUCAAUUUUCGGUACCAGUUUCUAGACUCCGUGGAUGGUCUUUAUGGUAACCCAACAGAAGAUGGUAAGAAUGCUACAGGAAUGGUUGGAAUGGUCAUGAGGGGCGAAGCUGACAUAGCAGUGGGUGGAAUCACAAUAACAGUUGAAAGAAAAGCCGUCGUUGACUUCCUCUAUCCUUACCAGGAGGAGGGAAUCGGAAUAAUAAUGAGAAAAGUUGAUGAUGAAGCAGGAAAAAUGUUCCGAGUGUUUAGUCCUCUUGGAUCUUAUUCUUGGCUUGCUUCUGGAGUGGCAGUACUUGUAGCUGGGGUUGUACUGUCUCUCAUUGCAAAGCUUAGUCCAUUCGAUGAGAUAAAGGAGAGUGUUCUGAGAAGCUUCUGGUUGGCAUUUUCCACGUUUCUUCAUCAAGGUGAAGAAAACACGCCAAAGUCUGCCUCCGGUAGAAUUGUUCUUGGAAUCUGGUGGAUAUUUACAAUUAUAGUGAUGUCUCUAUACACAGCUAACCUGGCCGCUUUCCUCACAGUAUCCCUGGCCAAGGCACCAGUAAAAAACUUAGAACAACUCUCAUCACAAACAGUGUACAAGCCGUUAGUCAAAGACGGGACAAAUCUUUAUGCAUUAUUUCAGAAUGCUGAAGGAGGACUGUACAAGAAAAUAUGGGAUAUGAUGGCUGAUAUGCCGAAAAUAACAGAAUCAGAAGAGGGGUACAAGAUGAUACUCAAAGGAAAAUAUGCUUAUCUAACAGACGAGUCCGAAGUCAAGUAUAAAGCCAUGUUAGAUUGUAAACAUCUAGAAGUGGCCAAAGAGACAUUCCAUAAAGCAGAGUUAUCGUUCGUUAUCAGGAAGGAUGCAGAAUUCAAGGAAGCUUUUAAUAAUCACAUGCUUAAAAUGGUUGAAGGUGGAAUAGUGGAUAAAUACAGGUCCAAGUGGUGGCCAAAGUAUAAAUGUGAUAUCUCCUCUCCUGCCACAGAACUGACGUUUGAAAGUACAAGCGGAAUAUUUAUAGUGUAUAGUGGAUUUAUUUUGAUUUCAGUCACAUGCUGUCUCAUAGAACUUCUGCUGAUUCAAGGCAGAAAACACACGCGGAACAAAGUGCAGUCACCGCAAGAUGUCAAGGAAAUAGCACUUGUUAUGGUUGAUUGUUAAUAAAACUUCAUGAGAUUUGGAAAAUUGUUCUUGUGUUGGAUAAGCUUUCUGUUUGACUUGCAUCGAAAAUAUUUGUUCAGCAUGCAUUGUAACUCCGAGUUUUAUCAAACUUUGAAUGAUAUU
Messenger RNA from Saccostrea echinata, 2515 nucleotides. RefSeq names its product glutamate receptor ionotropic, kainate 3-like. Gene Ontology annotation, cellular component: plasma membrane; postsynaptic membrane. Lineage: Eukaryota; Metazoa; Mollusca; Bivalvia; Ostreida; Ostreidae. Bases 41 to 2392 code for a protein of 783 amino acids. The record is from RefSeq and is a predicted model, not a curated record. Gene Ontology annotation, molecular function: glutamate-gated receptor activity; transmitter-gated monoatomic ion channel activity involved in regulation of postsynaptic membrane potential. Gene Ontology annotation, biological process: synaptic transmission, glutamatergic; modulation of chemical synaptic transmission. The transcript has 13 exons.